GGGAGUUCGAGGCCACUUUCUUUCCUGGUCGACUACGAAGAACGACGUUCCCUUUGCUGUCAGAUCUCUCCAGCUCCUGCACCCUCGUCAGGUCUUAUCAGUCAUCUUCACGCGUCACAAUGCUUUCCCAGAAGGUUGCCCAGCAGUCGCUGCGUCGGCUCGCCGUCCAGCAGCCCUACGCCCUGCGUUGGUCUUUGAUGAACUCCGUCUCCCCUGCUGCCGUUGCCCUUGGAAGAAAUGUUCAGAUGAGACAAGCCACCACCAGCACGACCACCUCCGACCCCAACAAGCUCCUUGCUGAGCAGCGUCUGCGCCGUCCCGUUGCCCCCCACCUUUCCAUCUACAAGCCCCAGAUCACCUGGAUCGGCAGUAGUUUGCACCGUAUCACCGGUAUCGUGCUCUCCGGUGGUCUUUACCUCUAUGCGACCGCCUACCUUGCCUCUCCCAUGCUGGGCUUGGAUCUCGGCUCCGCCUCUGCCGUUGCUGCUUUCGGUGCUCUCCCCGUCUUCGCCAAGGUCGCACUCAAGGCUACUAUGGCCAUGCCUUUCACCUACCACUGCAUGAACGGUGUUCGUCACUUGAUCUGGGAUACCGGUCGUGGUCUCACCAAUCCCCAGGUCAUCAAGACUGGCUGGACUGUGGUUGGGCUGAGUACGAUUAGCGCUUUGAUUCUUGCCUUGCUGUGAUUUGAUUGUGCAAUACCUUUUGAUUCCUGUUCUUAUAAAAUGUUCUUCCUGCAAUAUAUUCAAUAAGCAGUCAAUGGAUGGCUGAUUUGUUUUCUUUGAGA
Aspergillus saccharolyticus JOP 1030-1 is the source of this 787-nucleotide messenger RNA. Its product is annotated as succinate dehydrogenase cytochrome b560 subunit. Gene Ontology annotation, biological process: mitochondrial electron transport, succinate to ubiquinone; tricarboxylic acid cycle. Bases 120 to 686 code for a protein of 188 amino acids. The transcript has 3 exons. Gene Ontology annotation, cellular component: membrane. NCBI's taxonomy places the organism in Eukaryota, Fungi, Ascomycota, Eurotiomycetes, Eurotiales, Aspergillaceae. Gene Ontology annotation, molecular function: succinate dehydrogenase activity; electron transfer activity. The record is from RefSeq and is a predicted model, not a curated record.